Messenger RNA from Rhodofomes roseus, 1632 nucleotides. RefSeq names its product ras-domain-containing protein. Bases 188 to 1366 code for a protein of 392 amino acids. The transcript is spliced from 3 exons. NCBI's taxonomy places the organism in Eukaryota, Fungi, Basidiomycota, Agaricomycetes, Polyporales, Fomitopsidaceae. Gene Ontology annotation, cellular component: late endosome; phagocytic vesicle; fungal-type vacuole membrane. The record is from RefSeq and is a predicted model, not a curated record. Gene Ontology annotation, molecular function: GTP binding; GTPase activity. Gene Ontology annotation, biological process: regulation of vacuole fusion, non-autophagic.
GUCGGCGUCGUGCAGAUGGCCGACCGACUCGGGCAUCCCAGAAACAGACGGGAAAGACCCUCGACAGCGCCUCAGGCGCAGAGGCGGCGCGGACCUCGGACAGCGUGCCUUCGACGGACCGGGCGCGGGAGCGCGCCACCGACGAUCGCAAAGACUCUCAUGAAGCUCGCGGGCGACGACGGUGGGCAUGCGCACGGUCAAGGUCGUUGUCAUCGGUGCGUCGGGGGUAGGCAAGACUAGUCUUCGCAACCAGUACAUUUCAGGACGCUUCACGACCGGAUAUCGCGCGACCAUUGGUGCAGACUUCAUAACGAAGUCUGUGCCGCAUCAUAGCUCGCCGGAUGAGACGGUGACACUGCAGUUAUGGGAUACGGCGGGGCAGGAACGGUUCUCGAGCCUUUCAUCGGCAUUCUUCCGCGGCGCGGACGCAGCGAUCCUCCUCUUUGACGUGAACAAGCCCGAGACGCUGCAAUCACUCGUACGAUGGUGGGCCGACUUCCGCGAGAAGGCCCCAGUGCCGGACGAAGACCUGCAAGACUUCUGCUGCGUCGUCGUCGGGAACAAGAUCGACCUCGCGCGGGACACACCCCCAGUGUCUGAGGCGGACGUUGUACACCUAAUCGACGAGCUCGUACCUCCUCCUUCGCCUCCCCUAGCCCCAAUCCUGAGCGUCACGCCGAUCCCAGAGACAGACACAGACGAAGACACCAUGCCGACCCCCAUCGCCGCCCCGGGCACGCCGCCCAGCAAAUCCAUCGAUAUCACCGCGCGCCGCCCGCGGCGGAGCCUGCGCUCCGUCUCGCGCUCGCGGAGCCGCUCGACAGUCUUCCGGGGCGGGACGGUCGGGACGAUGACGACGACGCACACCAUAUACCACACUCCGUCCUCCUCCGUCUUCGACCUCUUCGAGUCCGCGCUGUCCUCGCCCGCGCACACGACCAUCUCCAUGUCCGCGCGCUCCGCCUCGCCCGUGCGCUCCCCGUCGUAUUCGCCCACGCGCGUGCCCCGCCGCCAGCCCUCGUCCUCGACGGUGUCGUCGGCGCCGACGAUCACCCCGAGCCUCUUCCACCGCGAGCGCGCGCCGAGCCUGUCGACGACGCCCACGUCGGGCCCGUCCCCCGCGGGCUCGUUCUCGCUGCCCCCGCACCCGGAGCGCCGCCCGAAGCUGUUCUUUGCAUCCGCGAAGACGGGGGAGGGCGUCGUGGACGUGUUCGAGUACGUCGCGCGGCGGGUGGUGAUGCGCUGGGAGUACGAGGAGGCGCUCGAUGCGCGCACGCUGCAUAUGCAGGAGGCGGACGAGACGAUCCGCCUGACGCACGCGCACGGGGACCGCAGACGGCUUGUUGGGUCAUGUUGCGGGACGUAGUCCAUAACGUUAGACGUACAGGUGUUUCCUUUGGCUCUUGGCUAUUCCUUAUUCUUCCGUGAAUCUAUGUAUACAAGGGGUCGGUUCGGACGUUUUCCUCCGCACAUUCUCUGCCUGCUCGUCUCCUGUCUCUAGCUUUUGUACUACUCUGCAAGACCAGUCCAUCGGUCCAUUCGAUUCUUUCCCUGUGGUGCCCGGGUCGUCUGUCUCCACGCUAUCGCAGCUAUAUUCCUCAAAGAUAAGUCCCGGAUGCCGUCACAGCCCAG